This is a messenger RNA of Penicillium cinerascens, 1425 nucleotides long. RefSeq names its product citrate synthase. Gene Ontology annotation, cellular component: mitochondrial matrix. The transcript has 3 exons. Bases 1 to 1425 code for a protein of 474 amino acids. Gene Ontology annotation, biological process: carbohydrate metabolic process; tricarboxylic acid cycle. Lineage: Eukaryota; Fungi; Ascomycota; Eurotiomycetes; Eurotiales; Aspergillaceae. The record is from RefSeq and is a predicted model, not a curated record.
AUGAUGACCAUUCUUGUCCACUUCAUAUUGGUAUGGAGGAAGGUUCUCUACACCUACCUGUCUAUGGCAAAGCUAUCCUAUCACAAAGCCUUGGGUCGAACGGCCGUUGGGCCGAGUCAUGGGUCUCUGAGCAUUAUGGACAAUCGAACACAGCGGACGUAUCAGAUUCCCAUUGUCCACAAUGCAGUCAAGGCCGUUGAUUUCCGCCGUAUCACGGCUGCCCAGGAAGGCGCCGACAUGGUCGACCAGCUUGACAACGGCCUUCGUAUUGUUGACAAGGGUUACUUGAACACUGCAUGCAUGGAGUCUUCAAUUACUCUCAUUGAUGGCAAGCGUGGCUACAUUCAGUACCGCAACCACUCAAUUGAGGCUUUGUUCGAGCACAACGAUUAUGAAGAAGUUAUCCAUCUUUUGAUCUGGGGCAAAUUGCCCAGCUCGGCAAAAAAGCAGACACUUCGUCGCAAAUUGGCUGCUGAGAUGAAGGCUCCUCAAUGUGUUAUCAAUGUUGUCAGAUCGUUUCCUCGCGACUCCAUGACUUUUCCAAUGAUUAUUGCUGCCCUUGCUGCCUAUGCUUCAGUGGAUGAAGGUGCCCGUGCCACACAUACCAAGGGAGAGCCUCAGUACUUGGGCAAAGGCAAGGCAGUGGAUGAAGCGGUUAUCCGCACCAUGUCAAUUCUUGCUACAACUAUUGCUUUAGUCUAUUGUCAUAAGCGUGGUCGCUCUUUAAACGCUCCCAAUCCAGAAGGGUCUUUCAUCGGAAACAUUCUGUUGAUGAUGGGCUUUCUCGAGCCGGGAACUGAACACACGCAACCACUCCCCAACCAAAAGAUUGAAAAAUGCUUCGAACGUCUCUGGAUCCUGUAUGCCGACCAUGAGAUGACUAACUCAACUGCCGCCUUCCUCCAUGCUGCAUCUACGCUGACUGACCCGUUGUCAUGUUGUGUGACGGGUAUCGUGUCUGCCUAUGGGCCACUUCACGGCGGGGCCAUCGAUCUUGCUUAUAAGGGAUUCGAAGAUUUGGGAACUCCUGAAAAUGUGCCAAAGCUAAUUUCAGCUGUGAAGGCAAAGAAGCAGCGAUUGUUUGGUUAUGGCCACCGCAUCUACAAAGUGGUAGACCCGCGAACGAAGUUCAUCCGUCAGCUGAUAGAAGAGUACAAGGAGCAGGUCAAAUCCAAUCCGCUACUCAGUGUAGCCUUGGAAAUUGACCGUGUGGCAGGUGAAGAUCCCUACUUCACUUCCCGCAACUUGAAGGCCAAUGCAGAUCUUUACGGCUGCUUCCUGUAUACUGCCUUGGGGUUUGAAACGGACAUUAUCGUCGCCAUGGCCAGCCUCUCACGCACGCCUGGUGUAAUGGCUCAUUGGAGAGAAUCAAUGGGUACGUGGAUUGUUUAUGUCCCUCUUGGUCACCCCAUGCAAUGUGUCUAA